Messenger RNA from Pelobates fuscus (common spadefoot toad), 3170 nucleotides. RefSeq names its product zinc finger and BTB domain containing 47 (gene ZBTB47). Bases 166 to 2379 code for a protein of 737 amino acids. The record is from RefSeq and is a predicted model, not a curated record. Gene Ontology annotation, biological process: regulation of transcription by RNA polymerase II. NCBI's taxonomy places the organism in Eukaryota, Metazoa, Chordata, Amphibia, Anura, Pelobatidae. Gene Ontology annotation, molecular function: DNA-binding transcription factor activity, RNA polymerase II-specific; protein binding. The transcript is spliced from 6 exons. Gene Ontology annotation, cellular component: nucleus.
UCCUGCCCCCGGCCGGGAGUGAACAUGGCGCUGGCUGCGGAGACACGGAGCAUGUAGGACAAUGAGAGGGAGCGGCGGGCGGGGGCAUGCACAGCGGAUACAUGGACAGUAACCCCCCGGGCAGGAACCGGAGCAGCACCUUCCACACAGCGGCACGGCGACAAAAUGUUGAUAGUUGAGAAGACAACAGACUACCCUUCCACUGAGUAUUCUCUGGUGGAGGAUGUCGCCCUUCAUUUCACAUGUCUCAUGGACAGACUCAAUGAGCAGCGCCUAUUUCAACCAGACCUCUGCGAUGUGGACAUUGUACUGGUGCAGCAGAAGAGCACGUUUCCUGCUCACAAAGGGGUGCUUGCUGCCUACAGCCAGUUUUUUCACUCUCUCUUCACCCAGAACAAACAGUUGCAGAGGGUGGAACUGUCUCUCGAAGCCUUGACAUCACAAGGCUUUCAGCAGAUUCUAAACUUCAUCUACACUUCCAAAUUGCUGGUCAAUGGCUGCAAUGUGCAGGAUGUGUUGAAUGCUGCUGCAGUAUUGCAGAUGAAUGAAAUCGUAACAUCAUGUCAGGAUUUGAUUCACAGCAGGUCAUUAAACCUGUCACUGGCUAAUGAGAUCAUGGACACAGAGGAAACUAGGAAUGAUACUAAUACAGUAAUGCCACCGCAGUUCUAUCGGGAGAUAAAGCAAGAGGUGGAUGCGCCUCCAACCAAAAUUUAUGCUCGAGAGGGAAAUGACCCUUACUCUGUUAGAGUGGAAGACAAUGUGAGUAAAGGGCACAACAAUGCUGAGUCACCGAAGCAGUAUUACAAAGACGAGGACAGAAGUGGGACGAGGAUCUGUAAAAUAGAAGGGGCAGAUUCUGAGGAGGACAUGGACAGUCAGGAAUCUUACAAUAGAGAGCAGAUCAUUGUAGAGGUCAAUUUAAAUAAUCAGACUCUAAACGUCUCCAAGGGGACCGAUGGCAAGGCUUCCUCUGAGGCUGUGACUGUCGUCGACCAAUCAGAUGGUGAUGAGCGAGGUUCAGAAGGUGAUGGAGAUGAUGAAAACGAAGAAGAGGAGGGCGGGAUUGAAGAAGAGGAUGACUUUCUGGAUAUGUUGGAAGAUGAGGAGGAUGAUAUCUUGCCAAGCGAAGAGGAUAUUGAAGAGCCGCAGGAGGAGGAAAAGGACAAUGAUGAUGACGAAGAGGAGGAUGAAGCAACAGAGUUGGCCAAAGAUGAAAACUCCCCAGCUGAGGGGAGCAAGUCACCAAGUGAAACUAAGUCCACCAAGUUAAGUAGAGGUGCAAAAGGAACACGCAAUCAAAGAGGGUCGGGAGGUGGUGGAAGGAGGAAAAAGAAAGGACAGGAUGGUUUGGGACAAAAGGUUAAAUUUGAGGAGAAACAGCACUUCCCCUGCAAGAAGUGCCCUAGAGUGUUCAACAAUAGGUGGUACCUGGAAAAACACAUGAACGUAACUCACAGCCGCAUGAGGAUUUGUGAUAAAUGUGGCAAAAGAUUCCUGCUUGAGAGUGAGCUGAUGCUCCAUCACCAAACAGACUGUGAAAAGAAUAUCCAAUGUUUAACUUGCGGGAAGACUUUUAAGAAGCUUUGGUCUCUCCAUGAACACAAUAAAAUCGUGCAUGGUUAUGCAGAGAAAAAGUUCUCCUGUGACAUUUGUGAAAAGAAAUUUUACACCAUGGCCCAUGUCCGAAAACAUCUGGUUGCACACACAAAGGACAUGCCAUUCACUUGUGAAACAUGCGGGAAGUCGUUUAAACGGAGUAUGUCUUUAAAGGUCCACUCGCUGCAGCACUCUGGGGAGAAGCCUUUCAAGUGUGAGAACUGCCAUGAACGUUUUCAAUACAAAUACCAGCUACGAUCCCACAUGAGCAUCCAUAUUGGACACAAGCAGUUCAUGUGCCAAUGGUGCGGCAAAGAUUUCAAUAUGAAACAGUAUUUUGAUGAACAUAUGAAGACCCAUACCGGUAAGGAAAGAGAGAAACCAUUCAUCUGCGAGAUCUGUGGAAAGAGUUUCACCAGUCGGCCUAAUAUGAAGCGCCACCGCAGGACGCACACCGGGGAGAAACCCUACCCUUGCAACGUGUGUGGCCAGAGAUUCCGCUUUUCCAACAUGCUGAAGGCCCACAGGGAAAAAUGCUUCCAGGGUGGCAAUCCACCAACUCCCGGUAGCCCUGGCACUGCCGCUAGCCUCUCCGCUUCCUCCCAGAGCGGCAAUUCACCUGGUCAGUCAAGCCCAGGCCUUUCCCCAACCUUGCCACAGCACCCAUUGUCUCUGCCUUUGCUCCACUCUCUACCCCUUGGCAUGCCACCGCCGGGACACCAUCUGCCUCCACCCCCACCCCUCUUCCCCGCAGGCCGCAUUAACUCCAACAACAACUAGAUCUCCCCUGGACUGGCCUGGAAUAUCGAAGUGCCCCUCCAGACCACGCUGUGGAAUCACAGUUGUUUUGUGAUUUCUGUUCCCACUCCUAGUUCAGCAUCCGUCUCAGGCUUGGGGUAGAGCAGGACAAUGAACCGUCUUGGUUAUUUCGGUCGCACCCACAGAGCUAGUUCCCUCCUCUACAUGCAGCGAGAACUUUGAUAUAUUGAAGUAGAAAAAAAGGAGAAAAUGCUAAGUACUGUGCUUUCUAUUUUUGUGCAUAUUAGAUUUUUUUAAUGUUGUCACUCUGCUUUUUUGCUUAUCUUAAAGUGUGUAUGUAUGUUUGUCUUUAUGCAUGUGUGCGUUCACAUACAAGGUAAAACAUGCAUUGUUGUGCGCACACGUGCAUUUUUAUUUCCUGUAUGUUACUAAGCAUUCUGUACAAAGAGAGGGGUGAGGGGGUCAUUUGGUAUCGUUCAUUGAGGAACAGUUGGAGAAUGGUGGAUGUUUACAGAAAGCGAGUUCACAUUUCAAACGGUCUCUAGGCAACUCUGGCUCUGUUUCUCUGCGUGACAGAGCUGCCCCUCAGUAUAGAGAGGAAUGCAUGUGUUGCAGAGGACAUUAAAUUCACCAUCUGAUUGUAUGCCAUUUCCACCUAGCCUGGGCCAGUAAUGGCCAACCUUCGUAGCCCAUGGAUUGCCCUCCCCCCACCGCCUAUAAAUGCUUUUCCCAUAGUUCCUUGACUUUUUGCUAUUCUGUUGCAGACUACUGCAUUGUAACUUUCCACAAAUAAAGGGAAGGGGCUUGCUCUC